Coffea eugenioides is the source of this 1314-nucleotide messenger RNA. RefSeq names its product glycerol-3-phosphate dehydrogenase [NAD(+)]. Gene Ontology annotation, molecular function: protein homodimerization activity; glycerol-3-phosphate dehydrogenase [NAD(P)+] activity; NAD binding. Gene Ontology annotation, cellular component: glycerol-3-phosphate dehydrogenase (FAD) complex; cytosol. The record is from RefSeq and is a predicted model, not a curated record. NCBI's taxonomy places the organism in Eukaryota, Viridiplantae, Streptophyta, Magnoliopsida, Gentianales, Rubiaceae. The coding region runs from base 64 to 1194 and encodes 376 amino acids. The transcript has 11 exons. Gene Ontology annotation, biological process: carbohydrate metabolic process; glycerol-3-phosphate catabolic process.
CCCUCUCUCCUUUCUUUCCCUCUGUCUCUGUUUUUAUCCCUCUUUUCUUCUUCUUGUUAAUCCAUGGCCCGGGAGCAGCUGGCGAUUGAGGAAGAGACACCACAAGCUGCUGCAGCCGACAACAACGGUGUAGCAUUUCAUGACGCUGGGGCCUCCAACAAAUCCAAGGUCACGGUUGUGGGCAGUGGCAAUUGGGGUAGCGUUGCAGCCAAGCUCAUUGCCUCCAACGCCCUCAAGCUCCCUUCUUUCCACGAUGAAGUGAGGAUGUGGGUUUUCGAGGAGACAUUGUCUAACGGUGAAAAACUAUCAGAGGUCAUCAACCAAACCAAUGAGAAUGUUAAAUAUCUUCCUGGGGUAAAGCUUGGCAAAAAUGUUGUGGCAGACCCUGACCUUGAACACGCAGUAAGAGAUGCAAACAUGUUAGUAUUUGUGACUCCUCAUCAGUUCAUGGAGGGCAUAUGCAAAAGGCUAGUUGGGAAGAUUAAAAAGGAAGCUGAGGCGAUUUCACUGAUCAAAGGAAUGGAAGUCAAGAUGGAAGGUCCCUGCAUGAUCUCUACCCUCAUCUCCGAAAAGCUUGGAAUCAAUUGUUGUGUACUAAUGGGGGCAAAUAUUGCUAACGAGAUUGCAGAGGAGAAGUUCAGUGAGGCUACAGUUGGAUACAGAGGAAACAAAGAAAUUGCAGACAGAUGGGUUCAGCUCUUCAACCAUCCUUACUUUAUCGUCUCAGCAGUUCAAGAUGUAGAAGGAGUUGAACUGUGUGGAACCCUUAAAAAUGUCGUCGCAAUAGCAGCAGGAUUUGUGGACGGUUUAGAGAUGGGAAACAAUACAAAGGCUGCGAUAAUGAGAAUUGGCUUGAGAGAAAUGAAGGCCUUCUCCAAGUUACUAUUCUCGUCUGUUAACGACAGUACAUUUUUUGAGAGCUGUGGUGUGGCAGACAUCAUAACCACUUGCUUAGGUGGAAGGAAUAGGAAAUGUGCUGAGGCUUUUGCUAGACAUGGCGGGAAAAGGACUUUUGACGAGCUUGAAGCUGAGAUGUUACAGGGUCAAAAACUACAGGGCGUCUCAACAGCAAAAGAGGUUUACGAGGUAUUGAGGCACCGGGGAUGGUUAGAGUUAUUCCCACUUUUCACGACCGUGCACGAGAUUUGCAGUGGCCGCCUCCCACCAUCAGCCAUAGUCGAGACAGUGAAGUGACUGUGACGCCCAAAUUUUCUCCUUGUGGAAGGCUCUGCUCGAUUUUACAGAGUCUCCAUUAGUUGAAGACAAAAACUGCCAAGUUUAGAUCCUCUUGAAGUUGUAUACUUCUAUCAUAUG